GACCAUGAGCUGUCAUGUGGUGGUCAUAGACGCGAAAUGGAGAGUAUGCGGAAAGCGAAUGAAUAAACAACCACGGCUUCCUUAGAGAGUACACAGCUGGCGAAGUUUUAGCGGCUUGUUUCACUCGUCCAUCAUGGCGUGGACAAAAUAUCAGCUGUUCCUGGCUGGGCUGAUGCUCACAACUGGCUCCAUCAACACUUUAUCCGCAAAAUGGGCUGAUAUGUUCUCAGCAAAGGGUUGCCAUGGUGAUGCUGAACACUCCUUCUCCCAUCCAUUUGUACAGGCAGUGGGAAUGUUUCUCGGCGAGUUCAGCUGUCUUGCAGUUUUCUACAUCUUGCUUUGCCAUGACAGGCGGAGCCCAGAACCAAGAAUGAACCCAGGGCAAAGUUUCAACCCUCUGCUUUUCUUCCCUCCUGCAAUGUGUGACAUGACAGCUACCUCUAUCAUGUAUGUUGCUCUCAACAUGACGAGCGCCUCCAGCUUCCAGAUGCUUCGUGGCGCCGUCAUCAUCUUCACCGGUCUCCUGUCCGUGGCCUUUUUGGGUCGUCGGCUCCAACCCAGUCAGUGGCUUGGAAUCUUCAUCACCAUCCUCGGCCUGGUGGUUGUGGGACUCGCCGAUCUCGUCAGUGGUCACAAAGAUGACUCCCAUAAGCUCAGCGAUGUCAUCACCGGUGAUCUCCUGAUCAUUAUGGCUCAGAUCAUCGUUUCGGUUCAGAUGGUGCUGGAGGAGAAGUUUGUCUAUAAGCAUGACGUGCAUCCACUUAGAGCUGUUGGAACUGAAGGUUUGUUUGGUUUUGUUGUGCUGUCCCUGCUGCUCAUCCCAAUGUACUUCAUCUAUGUUGGGAACUUCAGUAACAAUCCUCGGCAGGUCCUGGAGGACGCGCUGGAUGCCUUCUGUCAGAUUGGACACAAGCCCCUGAUCCUCUUGGCUCUUCUGGGCAAUACGGUCAGUAUCGCCUUCUUCAACUUCGCCGGCAUCAGCGUCACCAAAGAGAUCAGCGCAACCACCCGGAUGGUGCUGGACAGCCUGCGUACUCUGGUCAUCUGGGUGGUCAGCCUGGCUUUGGGUUGGGAGCAGUUUCACGGCUUGCAGGUUCUUGGAUUUUUGGUCCUACUGACAGGAACGGCGCUCUACAAUGGACUGCAUCGCCCCCUGUUGGCGAAGAUACCUUGGUGCGCCGCUAGAAUGAACCUAGAGGAGGAUAGUAGUGAGGCGGAGAGAGAGAGACUGCUAAAUGAUGGAAGGGUGCAUGCUGGUGAAGACACAUAAAACAUUGCUGAAACACUUUGUAUAAACAAUACCACAGAAAUGGAAGCUUUUAUAAUUGCUGUCAGACAUUUUUAAACAUUUUUUUCGUGCCUCAGGUUUUACCUUUUCUCAUAAAACGUUCUAGUAUGAAAUAAAUUUUUAAAGUAAUCGUUCAACAUUUCAAGAAAAACCCUAAUGUCCUUUUUUUGUAGAGUCAAAAUAAGUCUGGAAACCCUGAAAAGUCAGUAUCAGAACUUUUUUUUAUCAAGGAAAAAAAUCCCUCUUGAGGAAUAUUACCAAAGUCAGAGCUGUUAAUUCUGCCAACAGCACUUACUGAGUCUUCUAUAGCAUUUUAUGUGGUUUUGGCUGGUUUAUCACAGGAUUUAGAUCUGGGAUGGCAAUAAAAAGGGGUUAAUUUUCUGUUUUUGUGUUCAACUUGUUUAUUAAAAA
Messenger RNA from Cyprinodon tularosa, 1699 nucleotides. It is a transcript of the gene slc35f6, whose product is annotated as solute carrier family 35 member F6. Gene Ontology annotation, molecular function: transmembrane transporter activity. The record is from RefSeq and is a predicted model, not a curated record. Gene Ontology annotation, cellular component: membrane; intracellular membrane-bounded organelle. Lineage: Eukaryota; Metazoa; Chordata; Actinopteri; Cyprinodontiformes; Cyprinodontidae. Bases 134 to 1270 code for a protein of 378 amino acids. Gene Ontology annotation, biological process: transmembrane transport. The transcript is spliced from 6 exons.